Messenger RNA from Apiotrichum porosum, 723 nucleotides. RefSeq lists its product as uncharacterized. The record is from RefSeq and is a predicted model, not a curated record. The transcript is spliced from 3 exons. The coding region runs from base 1 to 723 and encodes 240 amino acids. NCBI's taxonomy places the organism in Eukaryota, Fungi, Basidiomycota, Tremellomycetes, Trichosporonales, Trichosporonaceae.
AUGACGUUUCCUGCUCGCCUCACCUCCAGGGCACGCCCGUCCAUUCAAGCCGCCGUUCGCCCUGUUAACCAGCACACCCUCCGUGAGGCGGAGCUCUUGCUCGCUGCAAGCGCCAAGCUGAUUGACGGCCAACUGAACAAGAAGCAUAUCUCCGCAGCCUCACCCCAGGGAAGUGACGCGGAAGAUUACUUCGCAAAGCUGCUUCCAGUUCUCAAGUCUCUCGCCACCAACCCUCUGCCACGGUCGGAGUACUCGAUGCUUGGAGUACAGGACCGCUUGGGUGCGUGCAUUCGCUAUGGCGCGCUCUGCACCAUGACGUAUCCAAAGCGUACCGCCGUGCUGGAACAUAUCCGGUUGGCAGGCUUGGCUUCAUCUCACCUGGCUCAGACUCCAUUGUCCAGCGCCAUCUCGUUGCCUAGCGCCCGUGUAAAGGUGGUUUCAGUCGUGAGGGUGCCUGCACUCCGCACCGGUGUCAGCAUCUCAACUGGAAAGUCUGUGAUGUCGAAGCCCAGGGUGACCACCAUGGGACCCUCCAAGCGGCCGAUUCAUACCUCGAGCCGGAAUAGUGAACCCACAAGGGAGGGCUUUGAACGCAAGCCGGAGAGUCGCUGGGAGUCUUGUGCUCUCCUCGGGUUUAGCGGACUGUCAGGAGUGGCUGGAAUGGUCUUCUCCAUGCUCUUUGCUGAUAUUGGAGGACCGUGGAUCUCUGCCAACAUCUUCUAA